Messenger RNA from Neoarthrinium moseri, 999 nucleotides. RefSeq lists its product as uncharacterized. Gene Ontology annotation, cellular component: cytoplasm; protein kinase CK2 complex. The transcript is spliced from 2 exons. NCBI's taxonomy places the organism in Eukaryota, Fungi, Ascomycota, Sordariomycetes, Amphisphaeriales, Apiosporaceae. The coding region runs from base 1 to 999 and encodes 332 amino acids. Gene Ontology annotation, molecular function: protein kinase regulator activity. The record is from RefSeq and is a predicted model, not a curated record.
AUGUCUACCUCGUCCGGCACCCCCGAGUCCUGGAUCUCCUCCUUCUGCUCGCUGCUCGGCCAUGAGUACUUUGCCGAGGUGUCGGAGGAGUUCAUCGAGGAUGACUUCAACCUCACCGGCCUGCAGUCCCAGGUCGCAAUGUACAAGGAGGCCCUAGAGAUGAUCCUCGAUGUCGAGCCUGAGGACGACGAUGAGGAGGAUGAAGAGGAAGAGGAGGAGGAGGACGAGUCCAUCGAGGGCGUAGACCGCAUGCGCGCCGGCGAGCGUAGGAACCACAGCCGUAUUGCCAGCGACCUCUCCGUCAUCGAGUCCUCGGCCGAGAUGCUCUACGGCCUGAUCCACCAGCGCUUCAUCUGCUCGCGCGCCGGUAUCCAGCAGAUGUCGGAGAAGUACGAGCUGGGCCAUUUUGGCGUAUGCCCUCGCAGCCACUGUGAGCAGGCUAGAACGUUGCCCGUCGGCCUAUCGGAUAUCCCAGGCGAAGACACCGUCAAGCUGUUCUGCCCUGCCUGCCUCGAUGUCUACGUGCCCCCCAACAGUCGCUUCCAGACCGUGGAUGGUGCUUUCUUCGGACGCACCUUUGGCGCUCUUUUCCUCCUCACCUUCCCCGAGUACGACCUGACCAAGCGAGGUGCCGAGGUGCUGGCCGGAGCCCGCGUUUCCGAGGAUGCCAAGGAUAUGCUGAACGGCAUGUACGCCUGCAACACCGCACCCGGCCUUGGCGGCAACAAGAUAUACCGGCCGCGCAUCUACGGUUUCCGUGUCUCGGAGGUCGCGCGGUCGGGCCCCCGCAUGCAGUGGCUCCGUGACAAGCCUCAGGAUAUAUCAGAGCUGGACGAGGCUCGACGCUAUGCCGAGGAGAACCCGGACAGUGAAGAUGACGAUGAUGCCAGCAUGAACCCCGGCGGUCGGCCCAUACGUAGGUUGCGUCCUAGAAGACGCAACGGUCAAGGCGGCAGCCCCAUGGCGGUCGAGACAAACGGUGCCGAGUCGGAGCUCUAG